Messenger RNA from Lachancea nothofagi CBS 11611, 2157 nucleotides. NCBI's taxonomy places the organism in Eukaryota, Fungi, Ascomycota, Saccharomycetes, Saccharomycetales, Saccharomycetaceae. The record is from the annotation of a GenBank genome assembly.
AUGUAUUCCUGGAAGAUUGCUAACAAAUUUCGAUUUGGGCGCUCGAAGGAGGAAAAGGAGAAGGAGAAGGACAAAGAGAGAGAACGCGAGAAAUCCAAAGAUAAGGAGAAACAUGGGUUAUUCCAUCACAAGAGCCACCGUAGCGAAUCCCCAUAUAUGGAACCACCAAGAGACUCAGUGGAUCGCAAGGAGACCAUAGUUGCAUCUACAUCAUCGAUAGCGCCUGUACGUUUGUCAUCGGAUGUGAACAAAUUUCCAACGACUAAUUCUUCGAUUUCGACUGGUAGAGACUCACAAAGGACGUCUAGUGACUUUAACAACAUGACUGACUCCACUGGUUAUGCAAGCAAUAACGGUUUUGGAAGCAGUGCUAGGAAUAGUGGUUUGUAUGGAGGAGAUCCUGGGAACCCCAAUGUUAAUGACGAAACAACGAGUUCCCACGAUGUCAUGCCCGAAUCAGAGCCACUUUUUUCCGGCAUUAUGACCAUUAAAGUUUACGGAGGUGAGGGAUUUAAAUUGCCGGUCCCUAUAACGUCCAAUGUUCAGAUACUGAAGAAACUCCUUCAAUCUGGUGUCAUCAAUCCAUCCUCGGAGGACCCUAGUACUGAUGAACUUGUGUCUUCACUUUCGCAACUAGACUUGAGUGGUGGUAAUGAAGAAGAAAAUCUGAUAGAUGGUGAUUUGGCCACACGUUUUAUUCCAGCAACGAUUACGCUGCCGAGCUCAACCGACCUAAAUCCACUCCUAUACUUCACUAUCGAAUUUGAUAAUACCGUGGCAACUAUUGAGCCGGAAUCAGGUACCAUAUCACAUCUGAGCUUCAACAAGAUUUCUACGUUUGAUGUAACGAGAAAACUGCCGUUCUUAAAAAUUGACAUUUUAGCACGCAUUCCCUCAAUUCUACUCCCAUCGAAGGCUUGGCAGCAAUCUAACUCAUCCGAUCCGUACAUUCGUGAUAUUCUGGACCGCAUCAACAACAACCAGGACAUUCAUUUGGACUCGUACAAUUUACCAUUGACACUAGACUUUGAUUCUGCUACAAGCUUCCGCCUCUACAACCAUCAGUGGGUUUCUCUAGAGAACGGCAACGGUAAGCUUAAUAUUAGCGUUGAUUAUAAACCAGCGACUAAUAGAGCUUUAAGCAUUGAUGAUUUCGACCUUCUAAAAGUAAUAGGAAAGGGGUCUUUCGGUAAGGUAAUGCAGGUCAAAAAGAAAGAUACCAACAAAGUAUAUGCUUUGAAGGCGAUACGGAAAUCUUACAUUGUCUCCAAGUCAGAAGUGGUUCAUACGUUGGCUGAGAGGACAGUACUGGCUCGCGUUGACAACCCGUUCAUUGUGCCUCUUAAAUUUACUUUCCAGUCUCCGGACAAGCUGUACAUUGUACUUGCAUUCAUCAACGGUGGAGAGUUAUUUUAUCAUCUUCAAAGAGAAGGCCGAUUUUCGCUUUCCCGCGCCAGAUUUUACGCUGCCGAACUAUUGUGUGCGCUUGAGACGCUGCAUAAUUUGGACGUGAUUUAUCGUGAUUUGAAGCCAGAAAACAUAUUGUUGGAUCAUCAGGGACACAUUGCGCUGUGUGAUUUUGGCUUGUGCAAACUUAAUAUGAAAGGUCAAGAGAAGACUAACACAUUUUGCGGAACGCCGGAGUACUUAGCUCCUGAACUUCUGCUAGGUCAAGGCUACUCUAAGGUCGUAGACUGGUGGACAUUGGGUGUUCUACUUUACGAGAUGAUGACAGGCUUACCACCAUAUUAUGACGAAGACGUUCCCAAAAUGUAUAAAAAGAUUCUACAAGAGCCACUGCGGUUCCCAGAUGGCUUUGACAAAGAUGCAAAGGAUCUUUUAAUUGGCCUUCUUAGUCGGGAUCCAAAGCGCCGUUUAGGUUUCAACGGAGCAGACGAAAUAAAGUCGCAUGCAUUCUUCAGCCAGCUCAGCUGGAAAAGACUUUGGACAAAGGGAUAUAUUCCACCGUAUAAACCACCUGUCAUGAGCUCACUGGACACAAGCAAUUUUGAUCAGGAAUUUACCAAAGAAUUGCCGGUCGACAGUGUUGUUAAUGAUUAUUUGAGCGAAAGUGUACAACAGCAGUUUGGUGGCUGGACCUACGUUGGGAGUGAGCAGCUUGGAAGCUCUUUAGCACCUGGUAGAAGCGUGCGGUGA